AUGCUGCGUCUCGCCGCAUUUCCCAUGGACCCCACCAAACCUUCCCCCACUUUACGUUGUGGUCCCCACACAUACCUCACCUUCCACCAUUUCCGCCAUCACUACGAUACUCUCACCCCAGGUUCUACACACUCUCUGUGCGUCGCGUUUCCUUCUUCCUCUUUAAUUAACAAUUCUUCUUUCUCCCACUAUGCUCCACUAAUUCACAAUAAAAAAAACAUCAAUGCAGAGGAUGUGAAUCCUGAAUCCGUGCAGUAA
Messenger RNA from Sphenostylis stenocarpa, 258 nucleotides. The record is from the annotation of a GenBank genome assembly. Lineage: Eukaryota; Viridiplantae; Streptophyta; Magnoliopsida; Fabales; Fabaceae.